CUCGAUUCUCAGUGUUUGCUUUGCUGAACGGCUUUUCUCAGAUGGCUUUUCUCAAGUGGACGAAGUUCCUCAAGAGUCCCCAGGAAUUGAGUGUUUUCUGCGUUUAAGUUGCUUUAAAACAUAGCAAAGGCACGCAAGUACACAAUCAUUAAGCCCUAGUUAGCUCCGUCAAACAGCUCCCAUAGCUUAGGUCGUCGAUUGUGGCCGGCACAAGCAAACCAAGUACGAUCCACAGAACCGCAUCUCCAUGCUGGUGGACUGUGCAGAGACAAAGGCCAACGCCAAGCAACGCAGAGGUCGAGCAGGUCGAGUAAAGCCCGGUGUUUGCUACCAUUUGGUGAACGUACGACGCUGGCGGCGGAUGGAGGACUUUGAAAAGCCAGAAAUGCUCAGGGUGCCACUGGACUCCUUGUGCUUGCGGGUGUCGCUGAUGGGUUUAGGCCACCCUGCGAAGAUCCUGGCCAAGGCCAUCACGCCACCAACCGAUGCUGCAGUCCUUUCCUCGUUGCAGCAGCUCGUUGAACUCAGCGCAGUGGAGCUGCGUGAGAAAGUGACAGAUGAUGAUGAGAUUGGCGCUCGGGGCUGGGACAAGGAAGAUCAACAGAGGCUCCUCAAAGCCAAGCUGCGCUUAACUCCCCUUGGGAAUCACCUGGCGCAACUCCCUGUGGACGCUGGCUGUGCUAAGCUCCUGGUGUUGGGCUGUAUCUUUGGCAUCCCGAGAGACGUGUGCACGGUCGCAGCUGCACUUUCUGUCAAGUCCCCGUUUGCAGUCAAUGCCGACGGUAAAGGUAGUGGAAAGGGGGCCAGUGAACAGCGCAAGUUGGAUUUCGCGGGCGACCUGGAAAGUGAUCAGCUACUUCUUGUGAAGCUCUUCGAGCAUUGGGAAGAACUUGGAAGACACACCCAAUCAGCACGGAUGUGGUGCCGAGAGAACAGCCUGAAGCUUAUAUACUGUAGCUGCUGUAGCUGCCGUUUGAACAGGCUGAUGUGGAAGACCGGCUUCCGGGGAGUGGGGGCCUGCUGCUUUGGCCGGUUUGGAGGGUUUCUUGUGUUGUGUUGGUGCAAUGUUUUGGAUGUAUUGGCGCCUCACCCGGUCAUGUGGUCAUCCACGCCUGGGCAGGUGGUCAACCCGGAUGCACCUGAAAUCCGGUCCAUGGAACACAUAGAUAGGUCAAGACAGCUGCUUGGCCUUGACAUUCAAGCUUUCGAAAGUGUGUCUGAUAUGCGCCGUCACCUCCUUGGAAUUUUAGUUGAACAAGGAUUUGCCAUGCAGGAGCAGACCGAGGAAGAGAGGCCUGGUUCCAAGCUAUCAACGAUGCCAGCCUGCCUUUCCAGCUUGAUCCAUGCGAAGGAGGAGUUUGGCCGUCGGCGUUUCCAGCUCUUACGCUCGCUGCUGUGUGCAGCACUAUGGCCAAAUGUAACAUUACUGAAGGGCAAUGGAACACUUUUUGCUCGAAACUCAGCCACCUUGGGAUUUCAUAGCUCAAGCAUUUUAGCCCUGCAAAUGGAUCAAGACAACGACUCUGGCGACUGGACUUGCCCGCACUGCGGGUUCUACAACUUCGCCAGCCGCCAGGAGUGCAAGAGUUGUUGGGCUGCACGAGCAUCCUCUCCACCUAAGAGGAAGGCGAGACCACUUCGACACCGUGCUUUUAUGUUUGGUGAGAAAGUCCGUUCUUUGGCAAGUGGCCCCAGCCAGAAGGCGCAGACGCUUUGCCGCGACUGCUGCGGAGUUUCACUGAAAGCCUUGUUCCUGUUGGGACAUCGAGUGGAGGUGGACUUCUUGAAAGGCCGCAUGUCGAUGGAUGGUUGGAUCCACUGCCAGGCCGCACCUCGGGAUGCCUCCAUGCUCCUGGGGAUGAGACGGCGUUUGCAGGACGUUCUCACACGUCGGCUGGCUCGAAAGACUGGCAUCUCUCCAGAGGAUGCUGAGGUCGUAAAUGUCAUGACCCAAAUAUUGGUGUUAGAUAUUGAAAUUUAAAUCGAUCAACA
Durusdinium trenchii is the source of this 1992-nucleotide messenger RNA. The record is from the annotation of a GenBank genome assembly. NCBI's taxonomy places the organism in Eukaryota, Dinophyceae, Suessiales, Symbiodiniaceae.